This is a messenger RNA of Alosa alosa (allis shad), 3264 nucleotides long. It is a transcript of the gene slc5a11, whose product is annotated as solute carrier family 5 member 11. Gene Ontology annotation, molecular function: D-glucose:sodium symporter activity. Gene Ontology annotation, cellular component: plasma membrane. The transcript is spliced from 17 exons. Lineage: Eukaryota; Metazoa; Chordata; Actinopteri; Clupeiformes; Clupeidae. Gene Ontology annotation, biological process: transmembrane transport. Bases 297 to 2321 code for a protein of 674 amino acids. The record is from RefSeq and is a predicted model, not a curated record.
UGUGUGUGUGUGUGUGUGUGUGUGUAUGUUUGUUUGGUCUGUUUGUGUGUAUGUAGGCAUGCUGCAGUUGCGUACGUCUGUGCGUUUGCUUUAAAUCUGGGAAGAGGUCCCUAAAAUCGGCCGUUUCUGCGCAUUGUUACCUGUUUGCCAAAGGGACACAUCAUUCCAGAGUCAGAACUGAACACCUCAGAGGGCAACCUCUGCAACACGCUGGGGUGUGACAGUGUGACCUUUAACACGUGAACCUGGCGUGAUACAAACUCCCAAAGCCUUGAUCGACAUUUGGACUGGCCAGUAUGGAGUCCAUCAAUAGCCCCAGCACCACUGCUCCUGUGGUGGAGACCAGUCCUACGUCACUGGCCACAGCUGACAUAGUGGUGCUCAUUCUUUACUUCGUGCUGGUGCUAGCUGUGGGGUUGUGGUCAAUGUGGAAGACAAAACGAGGCACCGUUAAUGGAUAUUUCCUUGCCGGCAAAAACAUGACAUGGUGGCCAGUAGGAGCCUCCCUGUUUGCCAGUAACGUGGGCAGUGGCCACUUUAUUGGCCUGGCAGGCUCAGGGGCUGCUGCUGGCAUUGGUGCUGUGGCCUACGAGUGGAAUGGGUUGCUGAUGGUGCUACUCCUGGGUUGGCUCUACCUACCCAUCUAUGUGGCCUCUGGGGUCACCACCAUGCCUGAAUACCUACAGAGGAGAUUUGGGGGAAAGAGAAUACAGUUAUUUAUUGCUGUUUUGUACUUAUUCAUUUAUAUCUUCACAAAAAUAUCGGUGGACAUGUAUGCGGGCGCCGUGUUCAUCCAGUUGGCCCUCCAGUGGAACAUCUACCUGGCAGUGGUGGUGCUCCUCAGUAUCACAGCUCUCUACACGGUGGCAGGUGGCCUUGCAGCAGUGAUCUACACAGACGCUGUCCAGACUCUCAUCAUGCUGGUGGGAGCCUUGACACUAAUGGUCUUCAGUUUUGCGGAGGUGGGGGGUUGGCAGGCCCUCCUGGAUGGCUACCACUCUGCCAUCCCCUCCAUCAGAGAACCCAACACCACCUGUGGAAUCCCGCGGGAGGACGCCUUCCACCUGUUCCGCCACCCCGUCACCUCUGACCUCCCAUGGCCAGGGGUCAUCGUGGGCAUGACCAUCCCAUCCAUGUGGUACUGGUGCACUGACCAGGUUAUAGUCCAACGCUCCCUGGCGGCUAAGAACCUGAUCCAUGCUAAAGGCGGCUCUCUGCUGGCGGCAUACCUGAAGGUCCUGCCCUUUUUCAUGAUGGUGCUGCCAGGCAUGAUCAGCAGAAUACUCUUCACUGAUGAGGUGGGGUGUGCAGACCCAGACGUGUGUAAGGCGGUGUGUGGGAACCCAGUGGGCUGCUCAGACAUUGCCUAUCCCAAGCUUGUGAUGGAGCUGCUUCCCAGUGGUCUAAGAGGCCUGAUGAUGGCGGUCAUGCUCGCUGCUCUUAUGUCCUCCCUGACCUCCAUCUUCAACAGCUCUAGCACCAUCUUCACCAUGGACCUGUGGCGGCACAUCCGCAAGCGGGCGUCCGAGUGGGAGCUGAUGAUCGUGGGCAGAGUAUUUGUGCUGGUGCUGGUUGUUGUGUCCGUGCUGUGGAUCCCUCUGGUCCAGGCCAGUCAGGGCGGUCAGCUCUUCAUAUACAUCCAGGCCAUCAGCACGUUCCUGCAGCCCCCCGUCUCCGUGGUCUUCAUUGCCGGCUGCUUCUGGAAGAGGACCAAUGAGAAGGGUGCAUUCUGGGGUCUCCUGGUGGGCUUGAUUAUUGGCAGUGUGCGGAUGAUUCUGGACUUUGUCUACCCCGCGCCCCUGUGCUUUGAGGAUGACACCCGCCCGGCGGUGGUCAAAAAUGUCCACUAUCUGUACUUCUCCAUGAUGCUGUCGGUCAUAACCAUGGUCAUCGUGGUGUGUGUGAGUCUGGCCACUGAGGAGCCAACGCCUGAACAGAUCAGCCGUCUGACGUGGUUCAGCAGGUUUGAUGAGGUGAAAGUGGCUGAGGAGCCAGCGCACACAGACAUGGAGGCGCCCGAGAUGAAGGACAGGUCAGAGAAACAUGUGCAAGGGACCAGUGGGAACGGAGCGCUGCAUGAGGACAGGCAAGCCUCUGUGUCCACUCAGGCCAGUGUGUCGGCCGCCUCUCGGCUGAAGAGGACCUGCCUUUGGCUCUGUGGUCUGGACAAACCUCCCGAGGGGAACGGCUCGCCAGCGCCCCCGCCACCCGACGCCAUCAUCAACUCCCUGGAGGAGCAGCCCUGCAUGAGGGGGGUGGUGGACGCCAACCUCAUCGUGUGCCUGUCUGUCGCCGUCUUCCUCAUCGCCUACUGGGCCUGAGCGGACCGUUUACUAAAGGCUGAUAACCACGCCACGGGUUGACACCAACAGCUUGGUUGGAGUUAGAAGUGGUGUGUCUGAAGACGUCUCUGUAUCUUUUGUGUUUGCAACGGAUAUCAAAGGUUUUCUUAAGUCAUUUACAUACUAUGGUGAUUCUCCUGCACAAUGUGAUUGAGAAAUGAGCGAUGUACCAUUACUUGUGCAGACAGGAGAAAAGCAGCCUGUAGGUGGCAUAGCUCAACAAAUGUGAUGGAUCAAAUAACAUAUGUGUGUAUAAAUAUUGACUGUGAAAGUCUGUGAAAAUGUAAGUAUGAACUUUGUAAUGUGCCAUGUGCCCCAUGACCCAUGCACGUUUUAUUUAUUACAUGUCAAUCAUUGUGUAAUCUAUACCACUGUUCAAAUUUUAUUAGUUUGCAGAUAACUGAUUUAACUUGAGUCAAACAACCCUUCAAAUAACACUUUCAGUUUUGCACUGUGAGCCAAAUUGUCUUUUUCCAUAUCCCAAACUUGGCUAAAUGGGAUUCCAAGUGGGAUGAGACAAACAGAGCACAUCUAUCAGGGAGGAGUAGCACUUUCACCUGUAGCACGAUCAAGGUUUUUUCAUCAGAAAGUUUUCAUUAAGUGUAAAUACCUCCCAGUUUGCCUAAAUUGUUUAACUUAUGAUAGAAAGUUGAGGCAUUUUAUAAUAUCAUAACAGGUUAACUAAAAGUUAAGCAGUGAUUACUUGAAUGACAUUCUUUUAUUGGAUUUCUUUUCAAGCAUUUGAACAGGUUAUAUGUGCAUAGAAUGGAAAAAGAUUGAAAAAACAGCUUUGGUCACUACCAUUGCAAUCAUAGCAAAACGAUCAAAAAAAACGACAGAAUGACACCAAUGCACUGAGAGGUAUGCAUAGACAGAAUAUCUGAGAAUCUCUUUGGCAUUAAACAUGAUGCACAUUUUCCAA